AUUGAUCUCAGAAAUAUCGGAGAGCUUUUUCCUGGCAAGUUGUCGCAAGAACAAACUUCUGAGCGAGUAAUCUCGAUUGAUAACCGCGACUCAAUUAGAAAAUCAGUCAUGUUUCAUGUUCCAAACGUGAACACAAUUUCGAUGCAGUAUUUUGACGAAAUAAUCAAAUCAAAGAUUGGUAUAAUAGCAGCGUAAAAAGAAGCAAGAAAAUGGUUUUCUUGGAUGCGAUUUGCCCAGCAACGAUUAAAGUGGAAGACGCUCGGUUAUUUUAUCAAGUUAACAAGGAUGAUUUUGAAGGUCAGAGUUCUGGAAAGAAAAGAAAGCUGAAUGGAAUAUGUGAUAGUGACUGUGGUGUUCAUUUGGACAAGAAGUUCUCUGUGCCUCCACGAAUGAUUGAAGGUUUUGAUUGGCUAGCAGAAGAGGUGAAGUCGGAAUGCGGAUGGGAGGCUCCCAAGAAAUCGAGGGAUUCUAAAGGGAAAGUAUUACAUAAUGGAGAUAUGAACGCUUCAAAUGAAUCAUCUCUACCGCCUCCAUCUCAUUAUUUGUUGAGUCCAUCCCAAAUGACUGAACUGGGAUACCCGGACGAAAACGAACUAAUGAGUGCUUGUGGCUACAUGCGCAUUCCUUCAGUGUCCAAAGUGGAUCUCACUUCAGAUAGUCCCCUUCUGGCUAUAGACUGUGAAAUGUGUCUAGUGAGAAACAGAUACACUCUGCAGUCUGAGUCAGCACUGACUAGAGUUGCAGUUGUGGAUGAGAAAUAUAACACACUAUAUGAUACUCUGGUGAAACCGAAGGGCAGAGUGUAUGACUACCUCACCCGGUUCAGUGGCAUAACAGAAGACAUGCUACUGAACGUGAAGACCACUCUAGACCAGGUGCAGAGAGAAGUGAUGAGAGUGAUACCCCCCAAUGCAAUUUUAGUAGGACACAGUCUCAAUUUCGAUCUACAUGCACUGAAGAUGGUGUAUCCCCACGUAAUAGACACCAGUCAAGUUCUGAAGAAACCAUCCUGGUCCCCUGUUAGGCUGAAGCACUACAUCAAGGCACUACUAGAACAGUCCAUACAGAAGAACGAACGGGGCCAUGAUCCAGUGGAAGAUGCAGUUGCUGCCAUGAGGUUGGCCCAGGUGAAGAUAGCAAAUGGGCCUCAGUUCUACUUCAGAACUGCACACGGGGUCACGAUGGAGGCUGUCACUAGUAGAUGUGUGUUUGGGUUAUCUCCACCAACCCAACCAGGUGUAUUCGAAGGAGUUAUAAUGGACAAGCCUUGUAAGAAGAAACAGCUCUACUAUAAAAUUGACGGAGCUCUUUUCCACCCUAUUGUAUGUGAUCACGAACUAAACCACGAACUACAUCAAAUGCUUGCCAUUAAAGAAACAACUUCAGCUAGUCUGUUUUAUUUAGUAUCGAGGGGUAUAGAAGAACUUUUGAGUUUGCAGAAAGAAUAUAGAAUAGACGAAGAACGUCAAAAAAGAAGAGUGUCAAAAACAGUUCGACUUGUCACUCAAAUUUUGUCAAAACUACCAGAAAACUCUUUAUUUUGUGUUCUUGUUUCUUCGGAAAUUAGUGGAUUUGUUGCUCAAACUUGUAAGGCGUAUUUGUUUUUGUCUUAAGAUUGAGCGUUAAAAUUGUUAUUAUUGAACAAAAAAGCACAUGAAAA
Messenger RNA from Symsagittifera roscoffensis, 1660 nucleotides. RefSeq lists its product as uncharacterized. NCBI's taxonomy places the organism in Eukaryota, Metazoa, Xenacoelomorpha, Acoela, Convolutidae. The transcript is spliced from 8 exons. Bases 210 to 1613 code for a protein of 467 amino acids. The record is from RefSeq and is a predicted model, not a curated record. Gene Ontology annotation, molecular function: nucleic acid binding; exonuclease activity. Gene Ontology annotation, cellular component: nucleus.